AUGAGUUCAACUACUGUCGCUCAACAUACAACACAACCAUUAAACUUUGGACCUGAAUGGCUUCGAGCAUUAUCAACGCCUGAAUCAACAACACCUAUUCCAUCAUCGGGUGGUGGUAAUGGUGGAAAUAUUUUUAAAUUUUCUGCAACAAAAUAUCGCUAUUCAAAAGAUGAAAUCUUAGCAUUACGUGCUAAUGUAACUGAACGUUUAGCUGAAGAUGUACGAAAUGAGAUAUUAGAAAAUUUAAAAGAUGUUGAAAGUGUUUUUCGACCAAAUAUAAUUGAACCAUUAGCAUUAACUACACCCUCGUCUGAGGAAAGUGCUAAAAUGAAUUCAUUAUCAAGUUAUAUUUCUGGUCGAACACCAGGCGGUGGUGGUCGUGGUGGUAGUAAUUCUCAACAAUCACAGCAACCACUACAUGAUUCACGAGGUAAUCGAGGAGGAGGUUCAAUGUCAAAUGGGCGUGGAGGAUCAAGAGGCAGAGGUGGACGUGAUAAUACUUUUGGAUCGAAUCGUGGAAGUACCAAUGCAGAAGAUAAUGGAGAAAAUGGAGGCGGUGGUGGUGAUGAUACAACAGUAUCAUCAUCAUCAUGGUCUUCUCGUGGUGGUUAUCAUUCACGUGGUGGUGGUGGUAGUGGUGGUAGUAGUGGAACAUUUGGAAAUCGAGUGCGAUCUUAUGAUGAUCGUGAACCAUCGUUUCGUCGUGGCGGCGGUACGCGUCAAACAUCUGAUGGAUGGCGUCGAUCGAGAGGUGAUGAUGAUGAUGGAAAUAAUGAGCAGAAUGAAGAAUCAUCAGCAGCACCUGCAAAUGGUUCAUCAUCUUGGACAUCUCGAGGUGGCCAAACACGACGAGGUGGAAGCAGUAAUGGAUCAAUGGAACAUCGUACAAAAUCGAAUGAUAAAUGGAAUCAUAAUGAAGAACGAUCUGGUCCACCAAAUAGUUAUGAGACCAAUCAACAACGUGGAUGGCGUUCAAAUGCACCUGUACCUGAUCGUGAUCUUAAUUCACGUCGUCCUCAACAAAAACGAGAUCGAGUGCCUGAAUGGAUGGAAGAUGAUAAUAAUUAUGAUCCUCAAUUAAGUAAUGCAACAUUUGAACAAGAUGGAACAUUUAGAGGACCAUCAUCAACACAACAAAAUAAUAGUAAUGAAGAACAAAAGCAACAAAUUCAAUCUUCAACUGAUGAAAUAUCAUCACGUAAAAAAGUUGUUUCAUCCAAACAACAUGAAGAUAAUAAAUUAGAUAAAUCAACACCACCACAGGCAGAUACAGCUGUUAUCAAUAUACCAACAAAAUCGGAAACAAAAUUACCUGAACCUACACCUCCUGUACAACAUACUAUUUCAACAUGGGAUGAUGAAUUUGAACCGAGUGAUGUAGCAAAAACUGUCGUUGAAUCAACUCUUGCUGAAGAUCAUGAUUAUUCUCCACCAAUGGCUAGUCAUCCAACUCCACCUGCUAUACCAAUUAUACCCCAACAACAACGAAUACAACCACCAGUAGUUAUUGAUGAUAAACAAUGGUAUUAUAAAGAUCCACAAAAUACAGUACAAGGUCCAUUUUCAUCAGCUGAUAUGGAACGUUGGUUUGCAGCUGGAUAUUUUACUAUUCUUUUGCCUGUUAAACGUAUGGGUGAAACACAAUUUUCAACUAUUCAACAACUAACAAAAGAAUUAGGUCGUUUACCAUUUCGUACUGAUGUUCCAUCACUUCCACCACCUGUACAACAACAACAAACGAUUGUACCUGAACCACAAAAAUUUAAUCCAAUGACAUAUGUAGCACCAUCAACUGCAGCUAAUACUUAUAUUGAUGAUUAUAUACUUCAACAACAACAACAGUCAAGACAAAAUGUGCCACAUUCAAUGUUAUUUAACAGACAAGCAUCAGUACCUGUAUCAUCAACAGAUCGAAUACCGGUUACAUCUCCAUCAAUUAUAAAUCCUCAAUUACAAUCAUAUUUUUCUUCUCAACAACAAUCCCAAUCAUCUUCAUCUCUUUUCCCAUCAAAUCUUGUUAAUGAUCCGGCAUUAGCCUUUCAACCACAAUUACAACGAAGUAUAUCUGCAACAAAUCAACAACAACAACAACAACAACAACAACAGCAACAACAGUCAUUAUUUGAUGAUGUUCAACGUCCAUUUCGUCAUAUUGCUUCUCAACCAAAUACGGCAUCAUUCUUUGGUGAAAAUGUAUCACUUGCACAGUCUCAACAACCAAGUGAUAUCAUGUCACGACUUGCAAAGGCAAUGCAAAGUCAUGGACAACAACAACAAGAAAAAAGUGAUGAACAACGUCGAAUGGAACAACAACGACGCGAACUUGAAAUUGAACGUAUAAAAUUAGCACAACAAACUGAACAAUUACGUUUACAACGUGAAGAAGAUGAGCGUCGUCAAUUAGAACAACAACAAAGACUUGAAGAAGAAUUACGUAAGAAAAAAGAGGCAGUAGUUGCAAGUAAACAAAUAUUAGAUCAGAUGAAAGAAAUGGCUAAAACAAUGGAUCAGAGAAAACAGCAACAACCACAACAACCUCAACCACAAAAACAACAACAACAACAGCAACAAGUUAAACCACAACCUAAAGUUGAAGCUGAUGCAUUUUUAGCUUUUCAACAAUCUCUUCAAUAUCAAAAAGAACAACAAUCUAAAAUUGAAGCACAAAGAGAAGAAAAUAUUCGUCGUUAUAAACAACAAAUACAAGAACAAUCUCGACCAACUUCACAACAACAACCUCAACAACAACAACAACAACAACAACAACAACAGCAAACAUUUAAGUUACCAGACUCAGCCAAUUGGGCUCGACAUUCAUCACAAAGUAAUGAUCAAAAUCAACCAUUAAAUUUUGCUGAAAUUCUAAAACAAGAACAAGAACAAGAACAACGUGCUCGUGAAGCAAUGCUUGCUGCUCAACAACUUGCUAAAUCUGAGGCAUUAAAUAUUCCAAAUCCAUCAUCAUCAGCUAAUAAUAAUAAGCCUGGUUCAUGGGCUCGUACAUUAUUUGCUGGUAGUACUGGAAAUAUUAAUACAUUAUCAGCAUCAAAUCAUAUGUCAUUUGAUCAAGAUACAAAUGAAAAUUCAUUACCUGAAUCACCAAUAACAUCUUACAAUCAACAGGCAACAAAUGCGCCAAAAUCUCGAUCAACUAACAGUCAACCAUCAACACCAUGGAGUUCAUCAACAAAUUUACCUAAUAAUACAUCACUUCAAGAUAUUCAACAACAACAACAACAGCAACAACAACAGUCUCAAGUUGAACCAAAACCAAAACCACAACCUCAACAACAGCAACAACAAGUAUCUUCUGGUAAUACAACACCAGCAUGGGGUGGAGUAUUUCAACAGUCGACUUCAUCUCCACAAACAGCAUCCAUGUUUUGGGAUGAUAAUGAACCUACACCAGCAGCAACUAAACAAUCUACAAAAAAGAAUGCCAAUAAACCAGCAACGCCAUGGACUGAAAUAAAACCAUCUGCAAUACCGCAAUCAAAAUCAAAUUCAACACAUGCUGAAUUAUCGAAAAGUGAACGUGAAGCAAAAUAUUUGUUUACAACAACACGUACUCAGGAUGCACUUUCAAAAUGGACACAAACACAAUUUAAAGAUAAUUUACAAGCUAUUGAUGUUCCAACACUUGUUCAAUUAUUAAAAGAUAUUGACAGUGCUGAAGAAAUUGUUGAUUAUAUUCAACCAUAUAUUGGUUCAGCUAUCAAAGCUAAAGAAUUUGCUAAUGAUUUUAUAAUUAAACGUAAACAAUUAGCUAAUGCUGGACCGGAAGUUGAUAAUGAACAUUUGAAUGAAUUAGCUAUGGCACCAACAUCAAGAAAUACAAAUUCGGGUAAUGGUGGUGAUGAAGGUUUUCAAUUAGCAUCAAGUAAUGGACAAAAGAAAAAAGCGAAGAAAAUGAAAGGUCAAAAAAUCGAUGUUAAACAACUUGGUUUUAUGGUUAAUAAUCGACCAGAACAACGAGAUGAUAUUGAUAAAGUACAAAUGUAA
This is a messenger RNA of Adineta steineri, 4002 nucleotides long. The record is from the annotation of a GenBank genome assembly. NCBI's taxonomy places the organism in Eukaryota, Metazoa, Rotifera, Eurotatoria, Adinetida, Adinetidae.